AGUCGGCAGUACCAUCGAGAAAUGUCAUCCGUCAUGCAUUACUACCCAGUGCACCAGGCCAAGGUUGGCCCCUAUACAGCAGCUCCUUCCGAGGUGAAAUAUAGUGAUUUACUCUAUGGUCACCAUCAUGCUGCGAACGGUCUGCCACCCAGCUACAACCAGAUGAACUCCAACCCCACCACCCUCAACGAUCACUGCUCCGCGCAGCAGCAGCACCACCAGCAGCAGGUGUCCUCGGAUGAGAACCUGCCGUCCCAGUCCAGCCAGGACUCGCAAAGGGUGAAGCUGAAGCGAUCCCGUACAGCCUUUACCAGUGUCCAGCUGGUGGAGCUGGAGAGCGAGUUCAAGAGCAACAUGUAUCUGUACCGGACGCGGAGGAUCGAGAUUGCCCAGCGACUGUCCUUGUGCGAACGCCAGGUGAAGAUCUGGUUCCAGAACCGACGCAUGAAGUACAAGAAGGACAUCCAGGGACCCCGCGAGACCAAGGCUAGUGCCAAGCUGGCUCAGCCCCAGGCGGAGCAGAGUGCCCAUCGCGGGAUAGUGCAGCGCCUGAUGUCAUACUCCCAGGAUCCCAGGGAGACCGCUGCUGCAGCGGAAAAGCGUCCAGUGGUGGCAGUAGCUCCGGUGAAUCCCCAGCCAGAUUACGUGCAGACCAAAAUUAAGUCCGAAGUAGCAACUUGCCAUGCUGUCAAUCACAGCAGCAACAGCAUGUGUUCCAGCUCCGAUCUCAGCGAGAUCUUGGAGCACCUGGCUCAAACUACGGCUGCUCCAACCACCAGCAUUUCCACAUCAGGAGCCUCUUUCAACGCAAAUUCAGUGACGAGUUCCACAUCAGGACACUAUUCCUACAAUGUGGACUUGGUUCUGCAGAGCAUCAAGCAGGAUUUGGAGGCAGCGGCCCAUGCCUGGUCCAAGUCAAAGUCAGCACCCCUACUGGCCACUCAGUCCUGGCAUCCGAAUUCCCAAGCCCAGAUCCCCACGAGCGUGCAUGCUGCUCCUUCCAUGAAUCUGUCGUGGGGCGAGCCUGCUGCCAAGUCCAGAAAGCUGAGCAUCACCCACAUAAAUCCCUGUGUCACGAGCUUUAACUAUCCAAAUUAAUUAUUUAAGUCAAUCCUUCCUUAGUAUUUAUAAGUUUAAUUUUUGUUAAGAGCUAAGCAAUCGUCUUUGGCACUUGGACGCAAAAUUCUAACCCAACUCAG
Molecule: messenger RNA, 1199 nt
Organism: Drosophila rhopaloa
Lineage: Eukaryota; Metazoa; Arthropoda; Insecta; Diptera; Drosophilidae
Product: protein zerknuellt 1
Exons: 2
Coding region: 22-1098 (358 amino acids)
Biological process (GO): regulation of transcription by RNA polymerase II
Cellular component (GO): nucleus
Molecular function (GO): DNA-binding transcription factor activity, RNA polymerase II-specific; RNA polymerase II cis-regulatory region sequence-specific DNA binding
Source: RefSeq, a predicted model, not a curated record